Molecule: messenger RNA, 1905 nt
Organism: Oryza sativa Japonica Group (Japanese rice)
Lineage: Eukaryota; Viridiplantae; Streptophyta; Magnoliopsida; Poales; Poaceae
Product: vacuolar-processing enzyme
Biological process (GO): vacuolar protein processing
Molecular function (GO): cysteine-type endopeptidase activity
Source: RefSeq, a predicted model, not a curated record
GGAUUCUUAGCUUUGGUGCCAGCUGAGCUGAUGGAGUAAUCAAUCUGUCCCUCUUGUAGUAGUAGGAUUUUGUUUUAUACUAUUAUCAGGAGUAUGCUGUAGCACGUACGUCACGCACGGAACGAGGAGGAUCGGAGAAUGUCGAUAUAACAAGCAUCUUGAUUGCAGGAUCGAUCAUCAAGCACAACUUGUCAAUCAUGGGGCGCGGUCUCCUCUGCCUGCUGCUGCUGCAGCUCGUCGGCCUCGUCGUCGCCGGCGGUGGGCGGUGGCGGUGGCAGGAGGAGUUCCUCCGGCUGCCGUCGUCGGAUGAGACGACGAGGUGGGCGGUGCUGAUCGCGGGGUCGAAUGGGUUCUAUAACUACCGGCACCAGGCGGACGUGUGCCACGCGUACCAGAUCAUGAGGAAGGGAGGCGUGGAGGAGCAAAACAUCGUGGUGAUGAUGUACGACGACAUCGCCCACAACCCCGACAACCCCAGGCCUGGGCUCAUCUUCAACCACCCUUCCGGCCCCGACGUCUACGCCGGCGUCCCCAAGGAUUACACCGGCGACGACGUCAACGUCAACAACUUCCUCGCCGUCCUCCUCGGCAACCGCUCCGCCCUCACCGGCUCCGGCAGCGGCAAGGUCGUCGCCAGCGGCCCCAACGACCACGUCUUCGUCUACUACGCCGACCACGGCGGCCCCGGCGUCCUGAGCAUGCCAGCCGACGGCGAGUACCUGUACGCCGACGACCUGGUCAAGGCGCUCAAGAAGAAGCACGCCGGCGGCGGGUACAAGAGCCUGGUCGUGUACGUGGAGGCGUGCGAGUCCGGCAGCAUCUUCGAGGGCCUCCUGCCUUCCGACAUCUCCGUGUACGCCACCACGGCCUCCAACGCGGAGGAGAGCAGCUGGGGCACCUACUGCCCCGGCGACGACCACGACGCCCCGGCGGCGGAGUUCGACACCUGCCUCGGGGACCUCUACAGCGUGGCGUGGAUGGAGGACGCGGAGGCGCACCAGGAGGGGCGCCUCGCCGAGACGCUGCGGCAGCAGUACAGGACGGUGAAGAACCGGACGUCCGACGAGGGCACCUACACGCUCGGCUCCCACGUCAUGCAGUACGGCGACAUGGCGCUCGCACCGCAGAGCCUGGACCUCUACUACAUGGAUACAUCACCUGCGACGGCGAACGACCACAAAUUAGCUGCUGCUGGCGCCAAAGGCAGCCACUCCUACACUGUGUCUGUGAAUCAGCGCGACGCCGAUCUGCUCUACUUGUGGCGCAAGUACCGGAGAGCCGGCGAGGGGACGGCAGAGAAGGUGGAGGCUCGGGAGCGGCUUGUGCAGGAGAUGGGACGGCGAUCGCGCGUGGACAGAAGCGUGGAGAUGAUCGGGGGCCUCCUCUUGGGCGGCGCCAAGCACAAGCAGCAGGUUGUGCGGGAGCGGGCUGCGCUGGUUGAGGACUGGGAGUGCCUCAGGUCGAUGGUGCGGACGUUCGAGGAUCAGUGUGGGUCGCUGGGACAGUACGGGAUAAAGCACAUGCGCUCCUUCGCCAACAUCUGCAACGCCGGCGUCCCCCACCACGCCAUGGCCAAGGCCGCCUCCCUGGCCUGUCCAUCCCCUCCUCCGUUACACUUAUGAUCUCUAAUUGAUCUCCAUCACUAGCUGCAGCCUGCAAUAACAAUGAUCGAUGUAAUGUGCAUCACCAAAUCAAAUAUAUGUCAUCAUACUACUGCCUAGCUGCCACUGUCAACGGCCGGCUAAAUACAGAUUAUUAUUCCAGCGUUGCCACCAGUAAUCUGCACAUGAUAAGCGUCCUGCACGGUGAGCAUACAGAUUAGGGGUACAUAUAUGUCCUAUUAAUUGUAUCCCAUCGCUUAAUUACAAACAAACUUCUUCAUUUUAAUUAAGACUACUUUAUUUA